CCACCUCCCCUUGGCCGUGUUGCCGCCACGGCCGCCGCCCGCCGCACACCAACGUACUGGGGCUCCCGGCAACGUCUCCUAGAGUUUAGUCUCCAACUGGCUGAGCGUGCAGCUGCGGCAGCGGCGCCUCACCUCUGGCUGCUCAAGUGGCUCCUGUCUCUCCUCGCCCGCCCCAACGAAGGGAGUGUGCGGCGGAGGUGCGAGGUGGGGCGCAGGGAAGGAGGGAUCCCGGGACAUCCCUCCCCUUCUCUCCCGAUAACCACAGCGGCGGGAGCAGCAGCAGCAGGUGGAACUGGACUUGUUUGGUGCUCCGGUACGGCCGCAGGGGACUGCGCUCUGAUGAGCCAAGCUUUGGUGGGUCGGAGCUGGCUUAUUCUCGCUUCCAUCUCCAGCCUCCCGGGGAUGUCACGGGGAUUCUAGAGGAGACUUUCCGGGGCUGGGGAGCCUCCAGAGUGCACGGCAUCCACGAAGAGGGAACCGUGGCGUGAGAGCUGAGCUCCAGGAAGACACGAUUUGUUUUCGUUUUUCCUUUCCACAACCCAGAAGAUAGCCCCUACCGGGGAAGAACCUGUAGCCGGAGCUGAGAUAGUGGGUCCCUUAACGCUGUGGAGCCGGAGCUAGGGAACGAGGCUGUGCCGGGCACUGCGCCGGCCGCUUCUCGCGUGCGCCUCGGAAGUGCCAAAGCUGUCCAGAGUCCCGGGGCGCACCUGGAUUAAGGCAGGGUGAACACGGACUUCCUCUGGGAUUACAUUUCCCUUGUUUUCCUGUGGGUUUCUCUGCUUUUUAGCCCGUGAAGUUUAUUUCUCGUACUACUAUCCCCUCUCCCCGGACUCUUAAUUGACUGCUCGCAAGAGUGAACCUGCGCUUGUAUCCCUGCCAUUCCAGGUUCUCCUAAAAUUUGAGGAAGGUCCCUUCCGGGACUCUUAUACCCAGACCUCCUCUCUCUGCCUUAGAUUUUUGGGUUUGGAGUCUAUUCCUUAGAGCCUAGGGGAGCUCCUGUACCCUAGCCCCUUCCCCCCAGUCCCCAUUCUUUUCCCCAAGUGAGGUGCCUCCUUGUUCUAAUCAGCAUUGUGGGAGAGUGAAGGUUUGGCUAUCUUACCGUUUGGGGGGAGAUUUUGAGGGAGAGGGACUUGGAUCUCCUGUGGGCUUUCUGUGUGCUUGCAAAAAGGGGGGGCACCUCUACCAGGUGGUCUCUUCGCCAUGGCCUUCACUUUCGCUGCUUUUUGCUACAUGCUGUCUCUGGUCCUGUGCGCGGCGCUCAUCUUCUUCGCCAUCUGGCAUAUAAUUGCCUUUGAUGAAUUAAGGACAGAUUUCAAGAGCCCCAUAGACCAGUGUAAUCCUGUUCAUGCGAGGGAACGGCUGAGAAACAUUGAACGCAUCUGCUUCCUUUUGAGAAAACUGGUGCUGCCAGAAUACUCAAUUCACAGCCUUUUCUGUAUCAUGUUCCUGUGUGCUCAGGAGUGGCUGACACUGGGCCUGAAUGUUCCUCUGCUCUUCUAUCACUUUUGGAGGUAUUUCCAUUGCCCUGCAGAUAGUUCUGAACUAGCCUAUGAUCCUCCUGUGGUCAUGAAUGCAGACACCUUAAGUUACUGUCAGAAGGAGGCCUGGUGUAAGCUGGCAUUCUAUCUCCUCUCCUUCUUCUACUACCUUUACUGCAUGAUCUACACGUUAGUGAGUUCUUAACUGAGAAACUGGUCACCAGAGACUGACACCAGCAAAGGGACAAAGGCUUGAGGAGAGAAGGCAAUCGAUACUGGAGAUUGGAUCGGAAGGACCUGGAGGAGGCGGUGGAUUUGGAAGCGGAGGCCAUUGGUUGAACGUGUGGAGGAAAACCAGGGAGAGGGAAAGAGAGAGACCCAGUAGGCAGAAUGACUGGCUUCAGAAUGCAGCUCGUGGGCUGGCUGACUGUGAAGGGCUCUUGUUACUCUGUGUGUUGCAGUGGCUGGCAUUCCCACACAUGAACUGUGUAUCACUCCUGAGGAUCGGGGAGGUGGGGAAAAGCACAAAGCCAAACCUCUCAUGGGGGAGAACUGCUGCUUACCCAGAGUACUCCGGAAAACAGCUCCCUGCAGUUGCUUUUCACACUGGGUUCCUGGUAACAGUUCAGAUGGACUGUGGGAGUGGAGGCUGGGCUGGCUCUCUGCAAAGGGAUUUGAAUGCUCAGAAUACAGUUCCAAGCCAGAGAUGUGGCCUGUGUGGAUAGUUGACAACAGAGAAGCUCUUCUUGUCUCUUCCAAGCCCUUCCGGUGCCCCCUUUGGCUAGCAGUCAUGUGUGGUCUUCCUCUGGGCAGCCUCUGAGACUAAAACUUCCAGGGGAGGUUCAUUUUUUUUUUUUUUUUUUUGUCAUGUUCCAAUUGAUUGGUGAUGGAAUGUUGCUAGGAUUCCACAAUUAAGUUUGCUAAGAAUUCUCUCCAAAGCUGGGUAAAGGAAUACCCCCCUUGCCUUCCCCCCCCCAAAAAAAAGGCAAAUAAGUGACUCUUUAUGGAACUCUGUUCUUAGCCCCUAGUGAUGAUGUAUCCUGUAAAAAUCAGGGUUUUUCAUUCAAUGUUAAUUGGGUUUGAUAUCUCCUUAGGAAAUGUGGGUUUGAAUCUCAGCUUUAUUACCUGUGAAAUUCUGAGUGAACCUCUCCCUGGUCCUCAGUUUCUUCAUCUGUAUGACAUAGAGACCCCACUGUUCUAAUUCUUAGUGCUACAGGCUUUAUUUCCUGUUUUAAUUGCAAAUGCCAUUUAAUUAAUUCUUAAACUUACAAAACAGCCUGAAUAGACUACUGGACUUGGAGUCAGGAAGAGCUGGAGUUCUUGUCUCAAAAACUUAGUAGUAUCGCCUUAUGAAAAACAAUUUCUCUAGGCUUUACUUACCCUCCUUAUUUGGGAAUAUAAGGGAGCUAGGUUGAGUUACUUCUUAGCUCUGAAUCUAUGAUGCCAGAAUCUUUUUACCAUCAUCUAUGACUAGAUAAUUUCUGAGCUUCCUUCAACUUUAUGAUCUCCAUUAGAGUCCAGUAUUGGAACCAGGGAGACUCGGGUUCAAGUUCUACUCUGACAAAUAAAGCCCAUGUGGCCCUAACAAAUUCAUUUACUCUCUUAAUAUUCUAGACCAAACCCAAUUGCCCGAAUCAGAUUAAAAUGUAAUUGGAAAAUGCUUAAUUAAAAAUAUAAUAAAACACAGAUAAUAUUACAUUUACAUUAAUAUGUGGCCCACAGGGAUCCUUAUAUACAGUUUUGUUGAGUAGUUUUCAGUCAUGUUUGACUCUGUGGUUUUCUUGGCAAAGAUACUGGAGUAGUUUGCGAUUUCCUUCUCUUGUCCAUUUUACAGAUGAGAAAACUGAGGCAAACAGAGUUAAGUGACUUGCUCAGAGUCACACAGCUAGUGAAGCUAGAUUUGAAUUCAGGAAGAUGAGUUUCCCUGACUCCAGGACCAGCACUCUGCACUAUAGUGUCACAUGGCUGUCCCAUGUUCAGAUUAAUGGCUUCCAUUUUUAUCUGAGUUUUACAUUACUGUGCUGGCCAAUUCUCUGAAACUCAAAGUUACCUUGGUUAGGGAGUCUCCUGAUCUGGGAGUUCUCUAAAUCCGUGAAAUCACAUGUUCAGUCCCUAUCCCUGUUUAUCAUCGCUAGUCACCUUUUGCUCUGAUGUGAAAACAAACACAACAAAUAUAUUCUAUAGAACUUGGUUAGCAUUAGAUACCUGGAAGAGGACAUUAUAAUUUUCAGCUUAGCUUUUAUAAUGCUUCUUUGUUCAUAUUGUACGAUUUGAUGUAAAGAUAUUUGACUAUUUAGAAAUUUUCCAUUGAAUAUUCUCCCUUUGUCAGAUGGGGUUUGUAUGCAUGACAAAGGCUGGGGGCUUGUUUAAUUGGGCAUAAAUGAUUUCUCUGCUGGUUGACACAAAUAGACUAUUUAUACACGUGCUGGUGCUCAGUUUGAAACUUGUUACUAAGGUUUAUGAAUGGUCUUUGUAUUACACACUAUAUGCUAAGUUUUAAAAAUGCAGUGACAACUUGGGCUUCUCACCUAAAUGCUUGUCUCAUUUUGCCCUCCUCACAGGCCUCUGAAUAGUUUGUAAACUGGUAGAUGGGGAAACAGGUUUUUAUAAGAAAUCUGAAAAAUUUACUGCAAAAUAAAAGAUAUUUUGUUGUGAAAUUUUGCAAGAGCCUGAAGGCAGCAAAAUGGGGUAGUCUGAAUAGAAUGCUAGAUUUUGAGUCAUGAAGAUCCUAGUCCAGAUCUUACUUCAGACACUUACCAGCUUGGUGAGCCAGUUUCCUCAUCCAGUACACAACCCCCAGAGGUUCUUAUGCACAAAUUUUAUUGUCAUUGUUGAAUCUUUUCAAUUGUGUCCUAUUCUUUGUGACCUCAUUUUUGGACUUUUCUUGGCAAAUAUAUGGGAGUGGUUGGCAUUUCCUUCUCCACCUUGUUUGCAGAUGAAGAAACUGAGGUAAAUAGGGCUAAAUGACUUGCCUGGGGUCAAACAGUUAAUAAGUGUCUGAGGCCAUAUUUGAACUCAUGAAGAAAAGUCUUGAUUCCAAGCCAGCUACUCUAUCCACCAUACCACCCAGCUGUCCUUGUGACAUAUUAGUGGCUCCUAUUUUCAUUUGAAUUUGCUGGACAGUUCUCUAAGACUCUUAAGUUGAAUUGGUAAAAGGAAUUUAAUUUCCUCUGAGCCUUAGUAUCCUGAUCUGGUUUUUUUUUUUUUUUAAGGACCUAUUUUCCAGGUUUAUUGGGAAGAUCCAAUGAGAUAUUUAGAAAGUGUUUUAGAAAUCUUAAAAUGCAUCUAUAUAUACACACAGCACAUUUUAAGAGAGAAAGAGGUAGUGUGGUAAAGUAGAUUGAAAGCCAAAUUUGAAGUCAGGAAAACUUGGAUUCAAAUCCUGACUCAGAUACUUAUUAACUCUGAGACUCUAGCACGUCAUUUAACCUUUACCUUGGUUUCCACUUCUGUAAAAUGGAAUAAUAAUAGCACCUACCUCCCAGGGUUGUUGUGAGGAUUGAAUGAGAUAAUAACUGUAAAGCACUUAGCACAAGGCCUGGCACAUUGUAAGUACUCUAUAAAUAUGUUAUUAUUGUUGUUAUUUCAACUUGAUGACUGAGCAAUCUGCUUAAUGUUGAGCCUGCUUUCUCAUACGUAAAAUGAGGGAGCUGCUCUUGAUGACUUUUGAGUUCCUUUCUAAAUCUAAAUCUGUAAUCUUA
This is a messenger RNA of Antechinus flavipes (yellow-footed antechinus), 5179 nucleotides long. RefSeq names its product cornichon family AMPA receptor auxiliary protein 3 (gene CNIH3). The transcript is spliced from 6 exons. NCBI's taxonomy places the organism in Eukaryota, Metazoa, Chordata, Mammalia, Dasyuromorphia, Dasyuridae. The coding region runs from base 1201 to 1683 and encodes 160 amino acids. Gene Ontology annotation, biological process: vesicle-mediated transport; regulation of AMPA receptor activity. Gene Ontology annotation, cellular component: synapse; dendrite. The record is from RefSeq and is a predicted model, not a curated record.